UCGUAUUUUUUCAUUCAUGUUUUUCUCAGGAGUUGCAUUCAUAUCUUGCGUUCUCAACAAUGUCGUCUAAUUUUAAAUAUUCCCUCACAAAAGUGUAUAAAAAUUAUCAGAAAUAUGUGCCAGAGUUGAAAUCCACCGCAGUGCUACGCACCAUAAUUCAAGUAUGCGUCCACUACAUCGAAACAAAGUCGUGCUCCAAAGACGUUUUGGACCGAGCCGUGCACAAGCUCCAAGCUUCGAACCAGGAUGUGCCGGAGCACUUUUGUGAACUGUUCGCCGGUAUUUUGCAGCUGAUCCAACUUUAUCUACGCUACCCCAAGGGCAUUGUGAAAGACGACGAACUGAGGGAAUCGCUGAAAGAUCUCAAAUUUCGGGACGAUUGCAUCGAGGAUAUCGUCAAGGUACUGCGGCAGCAUCGGGACCCUCUGAGCCUGAACUAUCGGGAGAUGCGAAAUCUCCGAUCACCACCCAGGAGGAUGGUGUGGCGCAUCAACAUUUCGUUCAUGGACAGAUCUUCGGCCCGGCAUCCCACGAUCAUUCUACACAUACAGAAAACCGACGGAGAAUUCCUCAGCUUCGAGCUCAGCUUAUCAAUGUUCCACAGGCUUCGCUACAACGUCGCAUCUUUGUUACAUGAGCUGCAAACCCUCGAGCGGAGGCAGAGCGUAAGGAAAUCUUAGGAAAACAAUUUUAUAUAACUACCGCCAUCGCCAUGUUGAUGUUUGCUCGUCCGAAUAACAUUCAAUCACCCCGAACGAACCGAUCGAUCCUCAAUAAACAACAUCAUUACUCCACUUCA
This is a messenger RNA of Aedes albopictus (Asian tiger mosquito), 799 nucleotides long. RefSeq lists its product as uncharacterized. The record is from RefSeq and is a predicted model, not a curated record. Gene Ontology annotation, cellular component: nucleus. The coding region runs from base 60 to 680 and encodes 206 amino acids. The transcript has 3 exons. NCBI's taxonomy places the organism in Eukaryota, Metazoa, Arthropoda, Insecta, Diptera, Culicidae.